Molecule: messenger RNA, 1280 nt
Organism: Nicotiana attenuata
Lineage: Eukaryota; Viridiplantae; Streptophyta; Magnoliopsida; Solanales; Solanaceae
Product: 5-formyltetrahydrofolate cyclo-ligase, mitochondrial-like
Exons: 7
Coding region: 180-920 (246 amino acids)
Biological process (GO): folic acid-containing compound biosynthetic process; tetrahydrofolate interconversion
Cellular component (GO): mitochondrion
Molecular function (GO): 5-formyltetrahydrofolate cyclo-ligase activity
Source: RefSeq, a predicted model, not a curated record
UAUAUAUAUGUGCAAGCACGACGGUGGACCCUGAAAUCUGAAUAGUGAGCAGGUCAAUCCCUGACAAUUGCCACGUCAGCUAAUUGAAGUACCAAGUACCACUGCUAUACCCCCACUAUUCUUUCGCCACGCCGCCAUUCUGCGCCACCCAACCACACCGGUGUUCCGCCGUAAUCACCAUGAGCACCGCCGAAGAACAAAACCUGAGUGCCGACGGCGCAGCCCAUCUGGACACCAUCUUCAAGCAGAAAAAGGCCCUUCGCUCCGUAGUUAAGAGAGAUCUCAAGUCCCUGGAUCCUUCCCUUAGAUCCCAACAAGAUGAAGCAAUACAAAGGAUUGUGUUGGACGCUCCGUGGUUUAAGGCUUCUAAGAGAUUGUGCGCUUACAUAAGUUGUAGUGCUUUGCGGGAAGUUGAUACAUCCCAACUACUGUCUCACAUUCUCCAGAAGCCAUCCACAGAAUCGGAUUUGCAAAUGAGGAAAAAGCUUUAUGUUCCACGUGUGGAAGACAAGAACAGAAACAUGCGAAUGCUACACAUCUCAAGCAUUGAGGAAAUGAUUGCAAAUUCAAUGAACAUCUUGGAGCCAGCUCCAGUAGAUGCUGAAGGAAAUGAUAGGGAAGAUGUCUUGUUGGCGGAUGAGCCUGUUGAUUUGUUAAUUUUACCUGGACUUGCUUUUGACAAAGCUGGAAGGCGGCUGGGCCGUGGUGGAGGUUAUUACGAUACCUUCUUGACAAGAUAUCAGGAACGUGCAAAGGAGCGAAAUUGGAAGCAACCUCUCAAGAUUGCGCUUUCUUACUCAGUGCAGAUAUUGGAUGAGGGCACUAUACCACUAACUCCAAAUGAUGUUCUUGUUGAUGCACUUGUAUCACCUUCUGGUCUGAUCCCCAUUAGUCCAGCUGCACUGGAGAUAUUCCAUUGAUAAAGAUGCUCCUCUAAAGACCCUCAGGCCUCAGGUCUACAGUUGCACCGAGUAGAGGUGACACAAAAUCCUUUCACUUAACUAAUGGAUCUGACUGUGAAGAAAUCAUGUACUUUUACUUCAUCAAGACUCAAGUGCAAGGGUUAACAGAUGGUUCUGUUUCAUUGCAUCUAGAUAAAGAGCCUUGGGGAAAGUUCCUAAUCUGUUGUAUUCUACUGAUAUUGAGUUGAGAAACCUGAAGAAAACUGUGUCCUGAAUGCGUUGUAUUCUACUAGUGUUAAUUGUGUAAGAGUACUCAUAUAGCUAAAGUAAUACCCUUUGGUUUGAAGUUAUUGUCCCUUUGGUUUGAAGUUAUUGUCA